Molecule: messenger RNA, 915 nt
Organism: Seminavis robusta
Lineage: Eukaryota; Bacillariophyta; Bacillariophyceae; Naviculales; Naviculaceae
Source: the annotation of a GenBank genome assembly
AUGAAUGGAGUGAUGAGGUUGUUAUCUGAUCUUUAUGAAGAUCCCUUGAUUCUGCGACUAGCUGGAUACCUGUUGGUGUGUCAGUUGGUUUUGACCGUUUUUUUCAAGUUUGUUCCGUUGGAAGGUCCUUGGAAGCAGACAGCGUUGUUUUCUGGGAAGCAAGUGAUUGUGAUUGGAUUGAUGGUGUACCAGACUUACUUGGGAUUUGUGUACUGGAGUCAAGAGGAAUAUGACUAUGGAGUGAAUCCUCCGUUGGCCGUGGUAGAAGAAGAUGUGAAAACGUCAAAAUGGGACGGAGGAACGUUCAUGGCCCGACUGGUCCUAGGCACCUUGCUAUAUGACAUCCCAGUGGGCGCAUUGACUGGCAGUGUGGAUGUCAUGAUGCACAUGCACCAUUUUGGAAUGUUCACAGUGGCUAGCAUUGCCAUGGGCAUUUGGACCCAACCGCACGCUCCGCUCUAUACGAGAUACUGUCCCUUCUUCUUUGGAGUCGUUGAACUUUCUUCUAUCCCUCUCACCAUUGUGGACAUUUUCCAUCCCAAAAAACAACCAGAAUGGUUCCAAUUCGCGCAGAAUCAUCCUAUCAUUCUACAAAUCAAUGAAAUUGCUAGAAUCUCAUUUGCCAUCCUGUACAUUCUGCUGCGCAUGGUGUACUUCCCACGAGUCAUUACAAGACAGGUGGUGCCAGAAGCAUUGGCUAAACUCAACAAUCCACAAAAUGAACAUUACAAGAUACCCAUUCUCGUUGGUCUCAUUUUCUCAGUCCUAUUCACACUCCUACAGCUUUACUGGGGGGAAAACUUUUACGGAAACAAUCAACAGAUCCAUCAACCAAGAUAUAGCUAUACCGGUAUUGAAGAGAGCAGCACAUAUUAUUACGAAUUCAAUCUACUCCAAUCAAAAUACGAAUCAUAG